Messenger RNA from Ylistrum balloti, 2541 nucleotides. Its product is annotated as toll-like receptor 2 type-2. NCBI's taxonomy places the organism in Eukaryota, Metazoa, Mollusca, Bivalvia, Pectinida, Pectinidae. The transcript has a single exon. The coding region runs from base 1 to 2541 and encodes 846 amino acids. The record is from RefSeq and is a predicted model, not a curated record. Gene Ontology annotation, cellular component: membrane. Gene Ontology annotation, biological process: immune response; toll-like receptor signaling pathway. Gene Ontology annotation, molecular function: transmembrane signaling receptor activity; protein binding.
AUGUUGACAUUGAUUUUCGUGAUCAGGGCGUCUUCGGGCUUCAGAAAAAUAUUGGUUCGGAGAUUUGUGGGGAGGGGGGCACGGUGGACCCUUCUAGCUCCUGGACUAUUGUUAUUUACUGUUUCAGAUGCGUUGCCCGCCUGUUGCCGUGUCAAAAGUUUUCAAGACAGGUGUCUUGUUACGUGUUCCGGGUGUCGUCUGCGGGAUAUACCACAGGAUUUGCCAGUCAAUAUGACAGAGUUGAAUUUACCUAACAACAAUUUAGUUAGACUACACCGGUAUUCCUUUCCAAAGUUACCUCUACUAAACACACUGAAUCUUCAGUCAAAUCAUCUCGUACGAAUUUCGUCUGGAGCAUUCGACAACACUUCGAACAUACAAAGCCUGAAUCUCGCAGACAACAAUCUUGACCAUCUAUCCAUUGAUCCGAAAAGUUUCGAAUCUCUGAAAAAGCUUAAUUCGUUAAAGAUUCAGAACAAUUAUUUCCAUUUGAAGAAAAUAUAUCCUGUGCGUGCUUUAUCAAACGUUCCGCAACUUUCGGAUCUUUUCAUGGAUAUUUUUGAAGGGUUCGUCUUCGGAGAGGAGUUUGCAAACUUAAGUAUGCUGAACAAACUAGAUUUGUCAUUUAGAGGGAAAGAUAGUGUAUCUUUUCUGAAUACAUCGUUUCUUAGCUUCAAGCAAUCAAACAUAACAGAAUUAUUUAUACUGGCAUACUUCAGAAAGAUUGAGAACAAUUUCCUGUUUCCAUUUAGAGAUCUCGUUUCGUUAAAACUGGUCUCAGUUAGAAGUUUCAUCACUGUUAGAGAAAUUCUGAAAGGACUCCACGGAGUACGAGCGAAAGUAAUGGAUUCACUUGUAAUAACAGGUUUUCGACACAAAUUUACGAAAGGUUUAAAUCUGGUGGAGACAGAUAUUCAUUAUCUGGCAACUUUAUGCGUCAAAAAACUAAAACUGAAUAAUAAUGGCAUUGCCCUUAUAAGUACAAAAGCGCUGACAUCCUGGACUAGUAAGACUUGCAUUGAGGAAUUGGAUGUUUCAGAAAAUAACUUCUUUAACCCACAGGGAAUUUAUAUAUUGGCUCUUUUUACUUCAUUAACUCAUCUCGAAUGUGCAUACCUGCGCGAUAUUCCGUUUGUUAAGCGAAGUGUUUUGACAGCCAUGGAAAUGAUACUUUUUAUUCCGGAAAAUUUGAUAUAUGUAAACUUCACACAUAGUAGAAUAGGUGGAAAGUUGCCUAAUAUUACAGUUGCCAGAAAUAACAAUCUUCAAGUAUUGGAUGUAAGUUAUUCAGGUAAAAUAAUGAGAUGUUCACAUGGAAUUAUCAAAGGCCUUGUCCACUUGAAAGAGCUAGACAUGUCCGGCAUUGACUGUUCAUUGCCAAAUCCGAAUAUGUUCGUUGAAUAUUCCAAUUUAUCGAGACUCACAGCAAAGCAAUGUAAUUUUGGAAACGCCCUGGCUACAAACACGACUUCGUUAUUCAAGGGACUGAAUAACCUUUCUGUAGUCGAUAUUUCAUCAAACAAUCUUGUAAGCUUAAGCAUUGACCUGUUUGCAGAUCAGAAAGACUCUCUUAAAUAUUUGAUUCUUGCAAAGAAUCAUUUUAAUCACAUUCCUUCACUAACGAUAAGCCAUUUUAGUGCGUUGGAGAGAAUAGACCUCAGUUCUAACCUCAUAUCAACAUUAAGUAAAUCAGAAUAUUCUCUACUUGAUGACUUUAAAUCUAAAUCGAAUAACUUUAAAAUUGUGUUGUAUGGGAAUCCUCUGGUGUGUAGUUGUGAGCAAUUGGAUCUCUUGUCAUGGAUAGAAUCAACAGAGAUUAUUUACAAAAAGGAAGAACUUACAUGUUCUACUCCAGCGGGGAGUCAAACUAGUAUUGUCGAAUUCAUGGAAGAUUUUGAUCAGUUCAAGGACAGUUGUGUUUCCCAAGUCUGGUUGGUCAUUUCAAUAAUACUCAUUCUUGUUUGUUUCGUCUUUGGUGUCCUUGCACGAGAGGCAUGGGGGAGAAGUGUGUGGCUACGAUCCACCUGCCGUCAGCCGUUCGAAAAUUUGACAUACAAAUAUGACAUUUUUAUAUCUUCUUGUAGUGAAGAUUCUAGCUGGGUAGCAAAAACAUUUAUCCCAUGGUUAGAUUCCACGGGCAUUGAAUAUUGCUUUGAAGAUAAAAGUUUUAAGCCUGGUUAUGACCUAGCGGAUAACAUUAUGGACGCCAUAGAUAAUUCACGGCAAACUGUAUUUGUCGUAAGUUAUACUUUUUUGGAACGUGAAUGGUCAACAUUUACAUUAAAAUUGACCAGUGUUUAUUCAUUUCGUGAUUCCAGAGAAGGUAUGAAUAUAAUCAUCCUAUUAAAUGAUAUAGAAAAAGGUGAGUUUCCAAAACUCAUAAGGAGAAACUGGCACAUAAUUCGUCCUUUAAGAUGGCCAAGCGACAAUAAUCCUGGAAAGGCUCUCGCAGCCCAGGAAGUUUUUUGGGAAAAACUAUUGAAACGUUUUCAGUCGGGAAAAGGACACGUAUCAACAUCAGUUACUGAAUCCAUCUUGUAA